This is a messenger RNA of Dothidotthia symphoricarpi CBS 119687, 767 nucleotides long. RefSeq lists its product as uncharacterized. The coding region runs from base 77 to 709 and encodes 210 amino acids. The record is from RefSeq and is a predicted model, not a curated record. The transcript is spliced from 2 exons. NCBI's taxonomy places the organism in Eukaryota, Fungi, Ascomycota, Dothideomycetes, Pleosporales, Dothidotthiaceae.
UAUAAGAUGGGAACUGAAGCGCCGCGAUCCCAUCACCGGCUGUCACUUUCACCAGGAAAAAUACGUGGGACAAGGCAUGUUGCGCGAGCUCAUGGAGACAUGGUACAACAUGUCAUAUAUCGACGAAGAUCUCAUCGCCAGAGUGGACUUGAGGGAUUACUUCAGCCGAGACAAGUGGGGCCUUGGUAUCCGGCCAUUCGACCAUCUUCGCAGCAUAUGCAUCGUGAUCAAAGAAGAAGACUUUCAUCUCCAAAGCGUUUCUGACAACUUCACUAGCUUGCUCGAAGUCAAGCAUAACGCCGAACUCAAUGUUGUCGUUAAACCCUUGUUCAGACACAACGAACCACCGUAUACAAUGGGCUCCUGCGGGAGACAGACUUGCAGACAAGCUAUGAUGAUCUUCUUCUGUAAAAAGAAGAAUGAUAUCGCUUCGUUUUUCAGAAACAUGCGACCAUUGUACUUCGUACUUCGCCAGCUCAAGGUUGCCAAUUGGUCAGUUCAGGUUCACUUCUCCAUCUCCUUUGGCCCGACAGUAUUGCUCUAUGGGUGUGACAGUUGUACCGAGUUCUCUCUGGACGCCUGGUUACUUCUCGUUUUGAACAAGAAACGCGAAUAUAUAGAGCAAGGCAAACUUUGUCGAUGUCGCACCGACGGGCCCGAGCGCAAGGGUGAGCAUGGAAGCUUGGAUGUUGACGAGGAUGAAGACUGAGAGCAAACGGAGGAUGCUUCUACUCAACUUUCAUGACACUUUGGGUACCAUAAGCUGG